GGCCGCCUAGUGACUCCGCUGCCUCGUGAGCGUGCCAGUGCCUCGUGUGGGCGUGCGUCGGCAGUGUGCGGGUGUGUGAGUGUGAGUGAGUGGGCGUGGUGGUCGCGGCCGCACCGACGAGCAGAAUUAAGUGAAGAGAAAGAGUAUUGGAAGGAAAAGAACUAGUGUGAUAUAGACGAAGAAUUAGGAAAAGAAGGAUUAGAGUGAUAUAGACGAACAGUUAAGAAAAGAAGGAUUAGUGUGAUAUAGACAAACAGUUAAGAAAAGAAGGAUUAGAGUGAUAUAGACGAACAGUUAAGAAAAGAAGCAUUAGAGUGAUAUAGACGAACAGUUAAGUAAAGAAGUAUUAGUGUGAUAUAGACGAACAGUUAAGAAGUGUGAUAUAGACAAACACUUGGGAAGAAAAUAAUUAAAAGAGUGACAUAGGCGAAGGAACAAGAAGUGACAUACAUCUUAUUUACUGUUUGGUGAUUGAUUCUGUUGGUGAUGAAGUGAUUGUGUUUGGUGGUGUUGUUGUUGCUAGCGGUGGUGACAGUGGUGGUGGUGUGGUGUUGCUACGUGACGGUGUUGCUGAGAAGGGUCUCCACAAUGCUGAAACACGUGGGUCAAUACCGCUCCACGACCUCCCUGGCCCGCGCCCCCUGCCCCGCCGCCCCCGCCGCGCGCCCCCGGGACCCCUCACCCUCAUGCCGGGCCACAGGGGGCGGGGACGAGGACUCAGCCAGCUCCCCGGAGGUCCUACGAAGGAGUCUGAGCUUACCGGGGUCCUACAGUGACUCGAGUUCACCGGAGUGCCCGAAGAGAGUCCUUGGGAGAGUUGAGGUCCAGAAGGAAGGCCUUAGACAAGUUGAGGAGCAGAAGAAGGGCGUUAGAGAAGUUGAGGACCAGAAGAAGGGCGUUAGAGAAGUUGAGGACCAGAAGAAGGGCGUUAGAGAAGUUGAGGACCAGAAGAAGGGCGUUAGAGAAGUUGAGGACCAGAAGAAGGGCGUUAGAGAAGUUGAGGACCAGAAGAAGGGCGUUAGAGAAGUUGAGGACCAGAAGAAGGGCCUUAAACAAGUUGAGGAACCGAAGAGAGUCCUUGGCCAUGCUGACGACCCCAAAAAAGUCCUUACCGAAGCUGAGGAUCUGAAGGACAUUAAACCAGGUGGCAAAGCAUCCUCAGAAGUCCCAAAUAAUAUCCUUCAGCAAGUUGAGGACCCGAAGAAAGUCCUUGAGGCCACAAAGGAAGCUAGCGUAGGAUCCUUAGAGUCCAUGACAGUUCCUGAAGCUGAGGACUCGCAGGAUGAGGAUUCGAGCUCCCCAGAAGUCCAGAAGAAGGGAAUGGCGCGUCCUUCCACCCUCCCCCGCCGCGCCAGCCCCCGCCCCCCGCAGGACCCACCCCUCACGGCCCAGCCCACGCGAAAGGGUCUGAGGUCCUCGGAGUCCUGCAGCUUGAGUUCCUCCAGCGCGUCCUUCCUCUCCCUGGCGCCCUCAAGGUCCUCCUCCACCUCCUCCCUUGCGGACCAGACCAUGACCCCCGUCAAGGUGUACCUCCGCUUCAUGCGUCCGGACAUGGAGUACAAGACGCUGAGCCUGUCCUCGGGCGCCACGUGCCGCCAGCUGGUGCUGAUGCUGCUCGCCAAGUUCCGGCUGCGGCACCGCGACCCCAACCUCUUCUUCGUGACCAUGGAGGUGACGGUGCGCGUCCCGGGGGGCGGCGCCCCCGCGCGGCGCCUGCUGGUGCUGGACGAUCAGGCGCGGCCCGCGGAGCUGCAGCAGUGCCGCCCGCGGGGCGAGGCGCGCUUCAGCGUGGGCGUACGACGCGGCGGCCUCGUGCGCGUGCACGACGGGAUCCUCAUGCCCGGGUCGCAGUACAAGUCGCUGCUGGUCUCAUACCGCACCACGGCGGAGGAGCUGGUGCAGCUGAUGCUCAACUGUUACAACAGCAAGGAGAGCCCCGCGCGCUACGCCGUGCACGAGGUGUGCGAGAAGCCCUACAGCGACCGUCCGCUGCGGCGCGACGAGUACCCGCUGCUGGUGCAGAGCGAGUGGCCGAGGGCGCUGCGGCCACGCCUCUCGCUGGUGCUGCGGCGCACCGCCGCCUACGGCAUCGGCCUGCAGCCCAGGACCUCCUGGCGCCACAGCCUCGGCCACUCUGACCACAGCACCGACACCGACUCGGAGCAGGAGGACCCCGCCCCCCGCGGCCCCUGCCCCGCGUCCUGCCCCGCACCCCGCCCCGCGCUGCCCCGGGCCUGCUCCAACGACAGCCUCCUCAGCAGCGACGCCGGGGACACCGCCCCCUCCCCCUCCUCCCCCACCUCUUCCUCCUCCUCCUCCUCCAGGGUGUCAUGUGACUCGGGGUUCUUCUCUCCCUCCUCCUCCUCCGUCGCCUCCUCCGACUCUCCCUCCCCUCCCCCCUCCCCCUCUCCCUCCUCCUUAUCUUCCUCCUCCACAUUCACCUGCACCUCCCUCCACCAGGAAGAGGAGGAGCGUCCCCCCACCCCCUCCCCCACCCUCUACUCCUCCUCCUCCUCUCUUCCACAUACUCCAUCUCCUGAAGACACUGUUGCUUCCUCUUCCUCCCUCCUCCACAUACCUCCACCACCCUCCUCCUCCAUCACCACCUGUUCAGCCUCCCACACGCCGUCCUCCCCGGUGUUCUCCAUGUGUCAUCUCCACUCCUCCACCUCCUCCCCCUCCUCCCCAGUGCCUCCACCCAGGAUUAGGCACUUACCUCCACCUUCCUCCAUCUCCUUCCCGUCCUCUCCCGUGCCUCCACCAAGGUCUAAGCACUCCUCCCUUCGCUCCUCCACCCGCUCCAUCCCUCCAUAUUUCCUCUCCUCCCUUUACCCCUCCUCCUACUCCUCUUCCUCUUCCUCCUCCUCCAUCCAGUCAAUCCCUCCACCCUCCACUGUUAACUCAUCUUUCACACCCACAUCCAUCAUCACCUCCUCCUCCUCCUCCACUUCCUCCUCCACCUCCUCCCUCCACUCAAUCCCUCCACCCUCCACUGUUACCUCAUCUUUCACACCCACAACCAUCACCUCCUCCUCCUCUUCCACUUCCUCCCCCUCCCGGCCCCCCUCCCCCCCGCCCGACCUGACUCACGACUCAGCGUCAGAAAGCAUCAAGCAGCUCACGGCCGCCCUUGAGUCACUGAGGUCGCUGACUAUUCGCUGCCCAGACUACAACUGCCUCUACAUCUGA
Messenger RNA from Eriocheir sinensis (Chinese mitten crab), 3189 nucleotides. RefSeq lists its product as uncharacterized. Gene Ontology annotation, biological process: positive regulation of fibroblast growth factor receptor signaling pathway; signal transduction; positive regulation of epidermal growth factor receptor signaling pathway. The record is from RefSeq and is a predicted model, not a curated record. The transcript is spliced from 5 exons. NCBI's taxonomy places the organism in Eukaryota, Metazoa, Arthropoda, Malacostraca, Decapoda, Varunidae. Bases 589 to 3189 code for a protein of 866 amino acids.